This is a messenger RNA of Closterium sp. NIES-67, 2169 nucleotides long. The record is from the annotation of a GenBank genome assembly. NCBI's taxonomy places the organism in Eukaryota, Viridiplantae, Streptophyta, Zygnematophyceae, Desmidiales, Closteriaceae.
UCGGACUGUCCACUGGCAGUGAUGCCAGCAGCGCGAUCAGUGCUCCCCUGUGACCCUAGGACCUCGGGGUCCUCGCCUUGUGACGCUCGUUUACCGCUAGGCAGCCACUCUCGAUUUCGACUACCGUAGACACUCCACCUCCGCUGGAAAUCCUUCCACCGCCACCUGAGUUCGUUUCGCGGUGCACGUCAACGUCACGUUCUCGCGUGCCGUUUUCUAUCGAUCAGGGUCUUUCCGAUCGCGCCAUUGUAAGCCUUUCGUUUCAGUCGCUCUUUCCGUCACCUGCGGGCUCCUCCCCUGCUUCGCUAUAGACUCUGGAUUCGAGUUACUCAAAGCUUGCUCUCGUGCGGAUUUCACUUUCUGAGAGCGCGCGAAGUAAAGCAGGCAGCCUUGCUUGCUGUUACUAGCCGCGGAGCGUGAGGUUCCGAGUAACAGCAAGUCCUUUUCCGACUCGUAGCAGGUAGGAGUCUAGUUUUAAGGCGCCUAAAAACUAGACUCGUAUCACGCGGCUUUUCCGAGUCGUAGCAGAUCCGGUGACAUCCCGUGCGAGCCAAGGCCCUCCGCGAUCACCUGACUGUCUGUGUCUGCCUUUGCCUUCACCUGCCUCCGCCUGCCUGCUUCCGCCUGCCUGAUCGGUUUCCCGCACCACUUUCUACCGCAAUGGACCUCCGAGAAACGGUUUCGCUGCCUCUGCCUCCCUCUCUCCGCUCGCGCCUCCUCUCCGCCGGCUUCCUCACAGUUGCCGACUUCCACACGCUGAAGCCAGAGGAUCUCGCACGGGACGCGUCUCUGUCCAUAGAGGAUGCAAAGCACGUGCUGGGCGUGGCUGUGGGCAGCAUUCAGACUAGCAUCAUUCCCACCGCUGCUGGCAUUGCAGGCGCGCGAUCAGCAUGGGAGUUGUUGGAAGCGGAGAGGAGCAGGGGUAGGGUCCACACGAUGAGUGCUGAGCUGGAUCAGAUGCUUGGAGGAGGGGUGGCGCUGCAAGAACUGACAGAGAUAUGUGGUCCGCCAGGAGUUGGCAAGACACAGCUGGGCAUGCAACUGGCCAUCAACGUGCAAACGCCCGCUGUGCUGGGAGGGGUGGAAGGAGAGGCCGUCUACAUCGACACGGAGGGCAGUUUCAUGGUGGAGCGAGCAGCGGCAAUGGCGGAUGCAUGGGCGGCUCACUGCAACGCUGCUGCCGCCGCAAUAGAUACACCUGCCCCAUAUACCACCACCCCUUAUCAACGCCCCAAUCAGCAGCACUCUCAACACCAUUACCAGCAGCACCAAUCCCAGCACCAGCACUCUCAGCAACACAUGCUGGCCAGUGCACUUGGUGCAGCAUCGGCAGCAGUGGCAUCCAGAGUGUCGCGGGCAGCAGCGCUGGCAGGCGUGCACUACCUGCGGGUGUAUGACCACACAGAACAGACGGCCCUCGUUCACUCUCUGCCGCACCUGCUUGCCGUACAUCCCAAGGUCAAGCUCAUUGUGAUGGACAGUGUCACCUUCCACUUCCGCCAUGGCUUCACUGACAUGGGCCUGCGCUCACGCCUGCUCGCCUCCAUGGCCAGGGAGCUGCUGGCGAUAGCAGAUGAACACAACGUUGCUGUGGUGCUGGUGAAUCAAGUCACCACCAAAGUGGAGGGCGAGGUGUCAAGGCUUGUGCCUGCUCUAGGUGAGAGCUGGGCGCACGCCUGCACCAAUCGCGUCAUUCUCUUUUGGAGCGGCGGCCAGCGCUUUGCGCACCUCUUCAAGUCGCCCUACCUGCGGGCCGGCACAGCGCCCUUUACAGUCACAUCUGAGGGGGUCAGGUCCUUAGAAGACGCACACAAGAGGCAGCGGCUGGACGGGUCGGAGAGAGCUCUGCUAUUGGCAGGUCCGGGUGUUUGCUAGUACUGGUACGGUACCGUGUAUUCUGUUCUGCUUCUACACUAGAAAACUGGGGUGGCUCGAGCUUUCCUGCCCUUCAAAGUGCUGCCAAACAACAAAAGCAGUAGGAAGCAGCUGGCUGGGUCCAAUGCUGUACAGUGUGUAUAUAGUAGCUGCUUCACUAGUGGGUAUUGGUAGUGUGCAAUGCAAGACUGAGCAUUGUAUGGCAGCAGAACAGCAAGCCCUGAUUUUUGAGGCGCCUCAAAAAUAGCCCUGAGCUUUCUGCCUGCUGAAAGGAUGUGGAUUGUUGAAACCUCC